AUGCUGGACUGCCUUCGUCAGCCUGCGUUUUGUGAUGUUUGCGAACUCAUGAUAGAAGGGCAAUUUUACACAAGUAGUUGUAAAAAAGAGAGAAAUGAAACAAUGGGAAGUUGUAAAAAUAUGAGAAAAGGAAAAAAUUGCGACAAAGAACUAGAAUCCUGGCUGUUAGCUAUGGAAAUUAUUAAUACCACACAAUGCUUACAGCUAAAAAAAUGCGCUAAAAUAUUUUUUCUGGAGAAGAAUAAAAAAAAACCAUGUUUUUACUUUAAACUUUUGUCGCUCAUCCUACUUCGCGAUGGCAUAUUAUAUGGAAAUUUAAUAGUCGCUUGUCCACUAGGAUCGCUUAAGCCCGAGCGACCGGCUGGGUUCUUUGCACCCGUUCUAAGAACAUGGUAUCCGAGCUGUGAUCGUACAAGUUACAAAUCAAAUGCGUCCGAGGUUAUUUAUACAACUUCAAAGUUCUUGAAUUGUAUGCAAAGAAGAAUGGGUUGGCCCCAUUCCAACAAGAAAAGAAAGGAUUUCGAAGAGAAGAUGGCAGAAGAUGGACCUGCGAGCAAAAAGUCAAAGAAGCAUCCAGUUAUGGAAUUAAACGAGAGGUUUCCCUCAAUCGAAUAUUUAUUUGUUCAAGCAGGGCCAGUACACGAGCCUACGUUUAAAGCUUACACAAUUCUCAACGAAAAAUCGUUUGAAGGAAGUGGGACGACCAAACAAAAGGCAAAGCUUGAUUUAGCAACUCGAGCUUUGGAAGAGCUUGGUGGUAAAGAGGAAGUUAUCAAAACUGAGAGGGAGGAGAGCGAAUACUUUUUCGAACACUACCAACCACUUAACCAUACACUAUAUCAGUCAACUUCUGGCGUGGAGGGGAAGUAUAUUGAUUUCACAUCUGACGAAGAAAUGCCUAGUCACGACAGAGACCGUCCCUUGUACGCCCCACCUAGUGUCCGCAGUCCUACACACCCGCCGCCUGAUAAUCCAUUCCGACGCCCGGGUGCCUUACUUCCACAUCAGGCUGUCGGGCGGGGCUUUCCGGAACUGUUUACUAACCCUCCUGCUAUUAACAUUGAAAAAGCGCGUUGUUAUCCCGUUAUGGUGUUGUCGGAAAUCUUUCCCAAUAUGAGAUUGAAUUGGUGUGAAGGUUCCGGACAAGGCGAUCGGCAGUUUAAGGUCGAAGCUGAUGUGCAGAGCAAAAGAUUCUUCGGAGAGGGACGAAGCAAGAAAACAGCCAAACUUAAUCUUGCAAAGACUAUCCUUUUGUGCAUAUAUGAUAUUCACGACUUUAAAGACGCGGAAAUCACAAAAAAAUCCCCCAAAGUAAAACCGGAAGAGAUUCAACUAGAAAAAAAGUUUCCUCUUACGCAGCUCAAAGAACUCCUCCGUGAAGAUCUUAACAUCGAGGUUAUCCAGGAAGAAGCAGAGCCAGACAGCGAAGAAAAAUCAUACCAUGCUACUAUUGUGAUAAAGGGCGUGGCGUACGAAGGUGUCGGUAAAAACCGGAACUUAGCCAAACUGCGAGCUGCUAAGAAGGCUCUUGAUGUGAUACGUCCUAAGAAGGAUGGCAUGGCCGCAUAUGAAGAUGCAGAGAGCAGCACUAAAGUUAAAACUAUCGACACGUCUCGACAUCCGACAAUGGUGUUUUACGAACUUUUUCGCGACAUUAAAUUAGAUGAAAGUGAGGAAAAGACUGCACUUGGGAUCACAGAGUACCAUAUCAAGACACAAAUCGAAGGAAAGGUGUUUAAAGCGAAAGGCUCUUCAAAAAAGAGAGCGAAACUCAGACUAGCGUUGUCGGUGUUGGAGGAGUUGAAAAACAUCGACGUCAACGAGUGGACGGCAAUCGACUUAAAAGAUAUUUUCGAAAACAAAUCGACCAGCAAUCCUGCGACCAAUCAUCCUAUUGUUCUUUUGCUGAAGUUAAAUCCACAAACCCGCUUCGAAGUAUGGGAAGAUUGCGAAUGUAAUGCAUCCGUUAAAUUUAAAGCGACCGCCUACGUGGGAGAAAGAGACUUUAUCGGGGAAGGUCCUAACAAGAAAACAGCCAAAACAGUAGCUGCGCGGGAGGCACUAAAUACCCUGUAUGGUAUCAAUCCAGACAUUUACACUGAGGGAGUAAAGGGAGAAACCCAGUGCAAAGUGAUUGCCGCCUUUGUGUUGGCAAAAUGCGAGGAUACAAAUUCUACUCCUGAUUUGCAGGUAGUAAGUAUCGGUACCGGUACAAAGUGCGUAACUGGUGACCAGAUGGAUCAUAAAGGACAGACGUUAAACGAUUGUCACGGGGAGAUCAUCGCUUGUCGGGGAUUUCGACGGUAUUUAUACAAUGAACUUUUUUUAGCUGCUGGAAACAAAUCGAGUACGAUAUUUGCACGACAACCGAACGGUAAAUUUGCGUUGAAACCGUCUGUACAUGUCUAUUUAUUUGUGAACACGGCUCCUUGUGGAGAUGGAAGGGUGUUUACAUUACAAACUCAUCAGCAAGGAGCGAAAAACAAAACUGCUGGCUUGUUAAGAACGAAGAUUGAGAACGGACAAGGGACAAUACCUGUGCCAGAGAACAAUAUACAAACAUCGGAUGGCAUCUUGGAGGGAGAGCGGUUGCGCACAAUGUCUUGCAGCGAUAAGAUUCUUAAGUGGAAUGCCCUGGGUGUUCAAGGUGCUUUACUUAGCUAUUUCACCGAACCUAUUUACUUGCAAGGUAUUGUGGUAGGAUUGCACUACCAUUACGAGGCGUUGUAUAGAGCGUUGUAUAAAAGAGCUGGGAGGAUGAAGGAUUGUCCCGAAGCCUACGCACUGAACAAACCAUGUUUAGGGACGCCGACAAAUGCAGAUAUAAAUCGCGACACUUCAAAAGCGAACAGCAACAGUUUUAACUGGUACAGCGAGCAAAAAAACGUGGAGGCAGUGAAUGCAACGACAGGAAAAACUGUCGUCCAAUCGCCUUCGAGACUUUGUAAAUUGAAUUUUUACGACCAAUUUAUGCAGCUUAUAAAAGCAUUCAGGCUAAAAUUGAAUCCAAAAACAUACCAUGCUGCGAAAGUUCUGGCGUGCGAUCACCAAAAGGCUAAAGAGAAUUUUUUCAAGGCGUUGAAUGAUACCACGUGUGGUAAAUGGAUUGGAAAGCCUUACGAACACGACAUGUUCGGUUAUUAACGUGUUGGUUUUUACUUUAUCUUGUUUAGAUAUCGUGCGCGCUGACUAAGCGAAUAAAUCGUACGCAUGAUGUAGCCUGCAUAUUAACACAGACACGUUGAUUGACUCAAAGAUAUACGUGGAUAAGAUAAUUGUAAAGUGCACCUCUAGAGUCCCGCCCAACUACCCAGCUCGGUUACAAUGUUUAAAGAUCGAUUCCAAUCCGUAUUAAUGAAAAAAGUGUGUGUGGUUUAUACCUGAGGAGUGGAAGCUGUGACAGAAGAAAAACAAAAUGCGGAGAAGUUGAGAAAUGCGCGAGAUUAAUUAGUCAUAGUACAAGAUAAAACUUUGAACAAUGGUUUAACGUUUCUGGAGUGAUGUCUUUAGAAUGUUGAAAAUAAUUUCAGGUACUCGUAGCUUUUAAGUUUUCUACAAUUGACUUUGAAGAGCGUCUGGUGGACCUUAAAAACCUGUAUUAUCCAUCAUUUUCCACACAAACAUCUGGAAACGUUGAAACAUCAAUAUUUCGAAAAACAUCUGUCUAUGACACAUUACCUCUCAGUUUUGUUUUAACUUUUUAAAAUCUUCCAUAGUUUUGAAUGUCCAGCAAGAUAAAUUUUGGCGUUUAUUAAAUUUCUUGUGUUCAACUAUGUUUUUUGUGUAUGUGACCAAAAAAUGGCGGGAAAGUCUUGAAAUAGUUAAACAACAUAUUUAGCAGAGACGAUGUUGAACGUUUUUGUACCUUGUUAAGCAAGAUUUUUUUUAUUUCGCAUGUUACGUUGCAUAUAAAAUCUAUACUAACUAACGAAGUUUCAAAGUUUAUUUUUCGAGCGAUUUUUUGUAAACUUUUAAUAUAGUGAAGUAUUACUUGUGGAUCACAAAAAAAGAAUAGACACCUUUCAUCAUGGAA
Molecule: messenger RNA, 4033 nt
Organism: Hydractinia symbiolongicarpus
Lineage: Eukaryota; Metazoa; Cnidaria; Hydrozoa; Anthoathecata; Hydractiniidae
Product: double-stranded RNA-specific editase 1-like
Exons: 9
Coding region: 1-3144 (1047 amino acids)
Biological process (GO): RNA processing; adenosine to inosine editing
Cellular component (GO): nucleolus; cytoplasm
Molecular function (GO): double-stranded RNA binding; tRNA-specific adenosine deaminase activity; double-stranded RNA adenosine deaminase activity
Source: RefSeq, a predicted model, not a curated record